CACCAAUAUACCUUCAACUUCAACGAUCUCAUCGCACAAUGAAACUCACACUUUUCACCACUCUGGCCUUCGCUGUCGCCGCCCUCGCCACAGUGAACCCCGACACUUUCGCCACGGCUACGAGAGUGGGAAGUGUGGAAAUGCGCACUGCACGCACUUCUACACCCACUGCCACGUUUGCUGCUCCUGAAAUUACGGCUAGAGCUGUUAUUGGAGAUCCGGUGUCUACUGGAAAGGGAGAUAAGGAGACCAAGGGCAAGGAUACCAGGGUUAUCAGGAGUUAUUCGGGGUGGAAUUACAGUUGUUCUGGUCCGGAUUGUUGAGAUGAGGAUGCUUGGAAAAGACGCAAUGCUUGGAGGGAUGAAGG
Messenger RNA from Aureobasidium pullulans EXF-150, 367 nucleotides. RefSeq lists its product as uncharacterized. The transcript has a single exon. The record is from RefSeq and is a predicted model, not a curated record. NCBI's taxonomy places the organism in Eukaryota, Fungi, Ascomycota, Dothideomycetes, Dothideales, Saccotheciaceae. Bases 39 to 323 code for a protein of 94 amino acids.